AAGGGGGAAGCGGGAGGGAGCAAAAUGGCGGCGGCGGCGCUCGCUGUGGGCAGCUCUCCGGACUCAGGACACGAGCGCGGUUGCUGCGCCGCGCAGUAGCGUGCGAUGAGCUGAGCCGGAGCCGAAGCCGGAGCCGGCCGGGAGGUGACGGAGCAGCGCUGCGCGUCGCUCCCAGGGCCUUUCUCGAGCGCGUCCUGCGAGGCCUGGGAUGAUGGAGCCGCUGCCCGAGCUCUACGCUAUCUUCCAGGGAGAGGUUGCUACUGUAACAGAAUAUGGGGCAUUUAUAAAAAUCCCAGGCUGCAGGAAACAAGGCCUUGUUCAUAAGACUCACAUGUCAUCCUGCCGUGUGGAUAAACCCUCAGAGAUAGUAGAUGUUGGAGACAAAGUAUGGGUGAAACUUAUUGGAAAAGAGAUGAAGGAUGACAAACUGAAACUUUCCCUCUCCAUGAAGGUUGUUAACCAAGGAACAGGAAAAGACCUGGACCCAAACAAUGUUUCCCUUGAUCAGGAUGAGAGGAAGAAGCGUACGUUCAGAGACUACACUAGUCAGAAGAUCACUCUUGAAGCUGUCUUGAACACUGUGUGCAAGAAAUGUGGUUGCAAAGGUCAUUUUGCUAAGGAGUGUUUCAUGCAGCCUGGAGGUACUAAAUAUAGCCUGAUUCCAGAAGAGGAGGAAGAGGAGGCAGCGACAGCAGAAUAUGAAAAAGAUAAAAAGACCAGUCUGGCUGACAGUUCUUCAAAAAAAAGAAAAAAGGAGAAGAAGAAGAAAAAGAAACACAAGAGUAAGCAGUCUUCCGAGUCUGACUCUGACAGCUCUGACUCUGACAGCGAUGGGGCUCAGCCAGCCAGUAAGAAGGCCAAACAUUCAGGGAAAGCCAGCAAGGCUCAGAAGAAGAAGAAAAAAAAGAAGCAUAAGAAAAAGCACAAGGAGUGAGUGAGCAAGCAGAGGCAAAGGGGUACUGACAUUGUGAAUCCCUGGAAAAUACUGUUGGGAGAGCAGAACUGAAUCAAUGCGUUCCUUGUUCCAAGGACAAGGUGUUUCCUUCUAAAACUAAUACUCAGCCUGUUUGAGAUUUUGACCUUGAUACUAGUUGUCCACUGUCACCUUAGACACAGGCUGCCACUUUCUCCCACCAGUGGGCAUGCCUGAAAAAUAGGCUAAUGACAACAGUUCAUCAGUACCUCUCCCGUCCCAUAGCCUUGUGUUUUGCUGGGUGAGCCGCCGGUGCUGCGCGCGACUCCCUCGGACAGCGUUAGCCUGCUGUAAGGAGCAUGCAUGACAUCAGCCCCUGCCCCUGGUUGCCUGUAAAAGGUGGAGCUCUGCUGCCUGGCCACGCUUUCCCCCACCAAUCCCUGCAGAGAGCUCGAGGGGGAGUUGUUGCUGGACCCUGCAGCAAGGCUAUGUCUUCCUUACAGCUCUGUACUCACCAGUCACUGCUCUGCAGCUCGGGCUUGCUCCACAUAUGAUUUGUUAGAUCAGUGUAACUAUGCGGUAACUGAAUCGCAGCCCAGUACUGUCAUCUCAGAAGAGCUCCAAGAAAGGACAGCUGAUAUCUGUGCUGUUGCCUGUUUCUUUUCCCAGCAUAAGGCAGUAUUAUAACUGCCUCCAUGCUAGAGGGGCUUCAUUCAUGGUAACUGUGUGGAGCCAUUUGGCUUCGGUAUAGAAACCCUCCCUCUGUUUCAUUCGUUUUGUCUGUAAACAUUUGGAGUGGGAGACUCAGUAGCAACUCAGUGAGUGGAGAUAUUUUAAGUAAACAUUGUGUAGUGUGUUUGCUGGCUUUGUAAAUGAUGGAAAAUAAAUUUAUCAAAUCUCUGUUGAA
Molecule: messenger RNA, 1820 nt
Organism: Rhea pennata
Lineage: Eukaryota; Metazoa; Chordata; Aves; Rheiformes; Rheidae
Gene: ZCCHC17
Product: zinc finger CCHC-type containing 17
Exons: 8
Coding region: 209-934 (241 amino acids)
Biological process (GO): RNA stabilization
Molecular function (GO): RNA binding; zinc ion binding
Source: RefSeq, a predicted model, not a curated record